Heterobilharzia americana is the source of this 1323-nucleotide messenger RNA. NCBI's taxonomy places the organism in Eukaryota, Metazoa, Platyhelminthes, Trematoda, Strigeidida, Schistosomatidae. The record is from the annotation of a GenBank genome assembly.
GUGAUAAGUCAGGCAUAUUGUCCUAUUUCUAGAAGUAAAUAAACCAAUAUAUUGUGAUCAUAUUCCAAAUCAAGUAAAAUGGUGAGAGAAAUUCAUUCGAGCUCAUAUCAUCAAUCAUGUGAAUGGAUGCCUAAAAAUCAAGCAUACUAUAAAUGGAAGUUGAUUGGUUUACUUCACCUCAUUUAUGCCUCAUUGUGCUUUUCAGUAAAUACUGUUCUCAUGGAAACUCCCUCAAAAUCUUCUAUGUGGGCAAAAUCCGAAAAAUACAUAAACCUAUUGGCUUUAAUAAAACCUGUACAGAAUAACUUAUACUUCACACAAGCCAAUAUCUCUAAGUUAGACUGUGAUCAAUCUGAAGAUUUUAAUAUACAAAAUUCAAGUUCAUUUAAAGCUGUACAAAUGAAUUUCAAUAGUCAAUAUAAUUCAUCUUUGUAUGAUACUCCACUAUUACCAAUUAGUUUUAUAAUUGAAAUGAUACCCUAUCCAAAACUCAAUUCUGGACGAUCAUUUAUCUUUAGUCGUUUAGAUAAUUAUAAUCGUAUACGUAUAGCUAUAGGAUUAAAUCAAUGGGGUAAAAUUGGAGAAUGUAUGGAAUUAUGGAUACAUCAUGAAUUAUUUUAUAGUAUUGAACCAACUCCAAGAAUUUCAACAUACUAUACUGGAUCAGGUUUAGUCAAUCAUGCUGGUCUUGUAGUUGUACCUUUACCAAGUUAUCGAUUUAAAAAUAAUACAAAAGUGAUUACUUUAAUUAUUGAAAUUACAGAAAACAGUGUUAAAGUGUUUAACAAGUGCUAUUCAUUCAGUAAGCCAUUGUAUAAAAUGUAUUAUCGACAAGACAUGAAAUAUCAUCAUUUACAUGGAGAUACAUUUGAGAAUAAAUCAGAACAAUCAUCGAAAAUGGACAAAUUCUAUAUUCUGUCUGGAGGACCUUCUCACGGCGAUGAAUUCAUGGGGUUAAUGAAACAGUUGAAAAUGUUUUCAACGGAAUAUGGUGCCAGAAAAUACUGUUCAGACAAAAGAAAGUUUAAGCUAUACAUGGAAGAAGUAAAUUCAUUUGAUCAAUCAAAUAAAACAGUUGAUUUGAAUGCAAACAAAGAAAAUGAUUUCAAGGUUAGCAAUGCAUCUUAUACUAUUGCACAAAGAAAUAAAACACAAUCAGCAAUUAACUCAUUUACUGAAAUGAACCAAAAUGGAACAAAUUCUUCUAAAACAUACAAAUGCAAUAAAUCAGGUUAUCAAAAAAACUGUUCUCAACUGCAUCUCAAUGAAUAUCAGCAGAAAGUAAGUGUUAGAAUAUAUCAAAACACAAAUAAAAAAAUGUAA